Messenger RNA from Closterium sp. NIES-65, 1218 nucleotides. The record is from the annotation of a GenBank genome assembly. Lineage: Eukaryota; Viridiplantae; Streptophyta; Zygnematophyceae; Desmidiales; Closteriaceae.
AUGCGACGAGCGAGGAGAACCCUCGCGUCGUCCACGUGGCGUUCGAUCCGCUCUUGGCAGAGGUGGAGCAGCAGCACGACGACCGCGCGUGCGAGUGGUGGCUACGCGCGCCUGCACGGCGCGCGGAAGCCGUUCCGCGUACACUCCGACGACCCGCGGAAGCGCCACCUGCACGGCGAAGGCGUGGGCGUGGGGGACGAGGAGGCGGACGACGGGACGCUAGAGGGGAGCGAGCUGGCGGAACAACUUGCUGCAGCUGAGGGAGUCCUCACCCCCCUCGCCCUUCUUCUUCUGCCUCCCGCCGCCCUCGCGUUCCAUCACAAUCGACUUCCCAACGCACUCCACCCUCCGUGUCCCGUCAGCCCGUCCAAUCGCACGUACCAUCGCAUGUCCCGUCGAUCCCUCUUCAGGUCCUUGUUACCGUUCCCUCGCUCUCUCCCCCCCCUUCCCGUCGCCCUCGCUCUCUCCCCUCCCUCUCCGUCGCCCUCGCUCUCUCCCCUCCCUUCCCGUCGCCCUCUUUCUCUCCCCUCCCUUUCCGUCGCCCUCGCUCUCUCCCCUCCCUUUCCGUCGCCCUCGCUCUCUCACCUCCCUUUCCGUCGCCCUCGCUCUCUCACCUCCCUUUCCAUCGCCCUCGCUCUCUCACCUCCCUUUCCGUCGCCCUCGCUCUCUCACCUCCCUUUCCGUCGCCCUCGCUCUCUCCCCUCCCUUCCCGUCGCCCUCUUUCUCUCCCCUCCCUUUCCGUCGCCCUCGCUCUCUCACCUCCCUUUCCGUCGCCCUCGCUCUCUCACCUCCCUUUCCGUCGCCCUCGCUCUCUCCCCUCCCUUUGCGUCGCCCUCGCUCUCUCACCUCCCUUUCCGUCACCCUCGCUCUCUCCCCUCCCUUUUCGUCGCCCUCGCUCUCUCACCUCCCUUUCCGUCGCCCUCGCUCUCUCCCCUCCCUUCCCGUCGCCCUCGCUCUCUCACCUCCCUUUCCGUCGCCCUCGCUCUCUCACCUCCCUUUCCGUCGCCCUCGCUCUCUCCCCUCCCUUUCCGUCACCCUCGCUCUCUCACCUCCCUUUCUGUCGCCCUCGCUCUCUCCCCUCCCUUUCCGUCGCCCUCGCUCUCUCACCUCCCUUUCCGUCGCCCUCGCUCUCUCCCCUCCCAUUCCGUCACCCUCGCUCUCUCCCCUCCCUUUCCGUCGCCCUCGCUCUUGUCGAAAUAUAUGGAUAUCAUUAUCUAG